Molecule: messenger RNA, 4960 nt
Organism: Cuculus canorus (common cuckoo)
Lineage: Eukaryota; Metazoa; Chordata; Aves; Cuculiformes; Cuculidae
Gene: COQ5
Product: coenzyme Q5, methyltransferase
Exons: 7
Coding region: 36-1040 (334 amino acids)
Biological process (GO): ubiquinone biosynthetic process
Molecular function (GO): methyltransferase activity
Source: RefSeq, a predicted model, not a curated record
ACUCCGCCCAGCGGGACGGAGCCGCCCCCGCCAAGAUGUCGGGGCUGAGCCCGGCCGGUGGCCGCGCCGCGCUGUGUCUGUCUCUGUCCCUGUCCCGGCGCCGCGGGGCUCUGCGCGGGUUCGCCGCCGGCCCGCAGACGCAUUUCGGUUUCCAGACGGUGACGGAGGAGGAGAGGAGGGAGAAAAGUGAGCGGGGCGGCGGUGGCGGUGCCCGCUCCGUUCAGCCCCCGGGGCUGCGGGCCGGGGCGCGGCUCGGAGUUAACCAGGUCUUCGAAAGCGUGGCCAAGAAAUACGAUGUGAUGAACGAUUCGAUGACUCUCGGAAUUCACCGGUUGUGGAAGGACGUCCUGGUGCGUAAAAUGAACCCUUCCCCAGGAACGCAGCUUCUCGAUGUUGCUGGAGGAACAGGUGACAUCGCCUUUCGAUUUAUUAAUUAUGUUCGCUCUGUACGAGAACGCCAGCUCCAGCGGAGGCUUAAGCACCAUCAGAAUUUAUCAUGGCAGGAAAUUGCUCAGAGUUACCAGGAAGACAAAUCUCCGCUAGGAGGUUCCCAAGUGGUGGUCUGCGACAUUAACAAAGAAAUGUUAAAGGUUGGGAAGGAAAAAGCACAGGAUCUUGGCUACUCUGAAGGUUUGUCCUGGGUGCUUGGGAAUGCCGAAGAGUUGCCCUUUGAUGAUGAUAAGUUUGAUGUUUACACAAUUGCCUUUGGAAUUCGAAAUGUAACUCGUAUAGAUUUGGCGCUUCAGGAGGCCUAUCGUGUGCUGAAACCAGGAGGAAGAUUUCUCUGCCUUGAAUUCAGUCAAGUCAGCAACCCUCUUCUUUCCAGGCUCUACGAUCUCUACAGUUUCCAGGUUAUCCCUGUUCUGGGUGAGGUUAUUGCUGGUGACUGGAAGUCUUACCAAUAUCUUGUGGAGAGCAUCCGGCGUUUCCCCCCUCAGGAGGAGUUGAAGGCAAUGAUAGAAGAUGCAGGGUUUUUUAAAGUGGAUUAUCAGAAUUUAAACUCCGGCAUUGUUGCCAUUCACUCAGGUUUCAAACUGUGAGUCUACUAUGUAGCAAAACACAGGAAGUGUUGUUUUCCUGAGGAAUGUGAAACCUGCGGAAUCCUAGGGCUGUGAAGAUUAAAGAGGAGUUCUAAGAACUUGUGCAGCAGACACUUGCUCAGCAGUCAGACCCAGAAGGACAUCAGCUGCCUUCUUGCCCUCCAAGAAACCUGUGGAUGAAGUGACUGCUGUGGGGUUUCUUACACUUGCAUUUCCCUUCAAGUGCAACGUGAAGGACACAGCCAAAACUGAGCAAUGCUAAGGAGUGAAGCAACUGCAGUUGCCAGGGGUGUGGAUACACAAACAGACCUACCGUCUUCAAAUAAGAUGCCUCCUUUUUUUUUUUUUUUCUUGGCUAAGCUUCAAGGACCAUAUCGUGCAAGGGAGAAGCAACUUGGAUUUAUUAGAUUUUUACUAGGCUACUGUGAUAUUUGUCAUGCAGAGUUCAAGGGAUUUUUCCCAUGAUUCAUUUACUUUUUCAAAAGCAAAUGGAAGGCUUGUGAAAUAAAGCAGCUCUGCAUCAACUUCUUUUUCACUGAAGUGAAUAUUUUAAUCUUUCUAAGAAAGGAAUUUUCUCCUGAAGAACGACUGCAUAACUAUAUUCUGGGAUGAGGUGACAUGUUUUCAUCUCUGUAUGAAAUCUUUGUCAGUGCUGGAUGCAUAACCACCUCUACAUAAAGGUUUGUCCUUUCCAGCACAAAUAAUUCUAUAAUUCCAGUAUUCUAAGUCUUUUACCCACAUUCACCGUGUUACUUGGAUUCUGCUCACUGAAGGAACAAUCAGAAUUUCUAUGUCUUAUUUCGGGCAUCUUCUGCAGACCUCGCCAUCUCUGCAGCUCUUGCCUGUUGUUUUGGGUUGGGUUUUUUUCUUGUUGUUUUGAGUGAAGCCAGAUGAUCCACGGAUCCCCUGUGCUCUUGUCUGUUCUUGUCCCUCUCCCUGGGGCACUUCCUGCUGAUACUCUUGUCAGCUGGUGAUCUGUUAAUAACAGGACUCUCAACCAUGUCUACAGCAAACAGUGCAGGGUGAUUUAAAUAAGGCUUUCAAAUACUGGCUGGCUGGUGGGACUGCCAUUUCCUUGUAGAAAUAAAAAUCUAAGAAGCAGUCACCCAGCCCGCUUGAGUAUGCAAGUAUUUUUCUUAUCAGUGCAGCGUAGUCACUUGCUCACUGUCAUUUGCAGCAAAAGCAGCAUAACUGCCAGCAACCUGUUGCUUUCACAAGCUCUUUGGCAACCUCAGAAUAAGGUACUGUCCCCCAAAGUAUUAAAACUGGACAAUGUAGUACUUUUGUCACUCUCGGAAGCCACUUCUGACUUUAGCUCCCAGGUUUUAGCAUCCCAAUGGGAAGAGACACAGCUCACAGCUUUGCUUUCUGUCUGCCAUCAGGAACGUGUGUUAGGGACAACUCUGAAAGUUAUGACCAUAAGGGAGCUUACCGGGAGCUUACCUGGUUUAAUGCAACAGAUGGAAGGGACUUGGAGAAGCUUUAAGCAGUUGUGGGGCCAUGGCAGCAAUUAAUUUACAGAACUGUGUUUAGUAACUGCAGCACCAGCAAUGGUUCUUGGAGUACUAGGUGGAUUUGUUCUGACACAACAGAACCAUUUAACAGCCUUCCCGACCGUGAACUUCAGGAACACCCAUGAAUCCCCGAGGAGGUGGCUGUUUGGUAGCUGCAGGCAGACUUCUAUGUGUUUAUUAAGAAAUGGUUAGCUGACGGAACAGAUGUGAUAACGACUGCGGGAAAUGUCAGUGUGCGUGAGAUACUUGUUAACAAGAAACAUUAAAGCCUGGGAUACACGGCUUUAAAGAGAAACACUGGAGCCUUACUUGGUAAUCAAGAAUAUAAAGGUGUAGUUUUCCUCAGGACAAAGCUGCAGGGGAAGGCAGAACAAAUACACAGGGGAGAUGAGAGCUGGAGUAGAGGCGGUGCCGAAGACAACUAAGUAAUGGAUAAGGCAUAUCAUGAGAUUCCACGGAGAUUGGACGAUGAGCACUUUCAGUUGAGGCAUUUUUCCCUCUGUGUUGUGUACCUUAUCAUUAUAUCUAAUAGACAUUUUCCCUGGGGCUCCUAAUUACUAUCAAUAAUCAUAAAAUAACCAUUGUUAGCAAUAAAACAACGUCCAUUUUCUUUUUUUUUCUGUAUAACUGAAGAAAUGUCCACCUCAAAAUUUUCUUUGUAAACCUUUAACAUAUAUGCUAGGGUUUCUAACCCAAUUUUAUGUUACAGAUCUACAGAAGAGUGGAAGAACCUUAGAAGGUGUAAGUCAAGUUGCCUCUAGGGAAACAGAUACGUAUACAUCAUCUCACAAGUUGGCCUCCUUUUGUCGUUUGUUUUUUUUGUUAAAUCAAACCAGUUUUUUUUUCUUUUUGCCGUAUCUAUUAACUGAGAAAAGAUGUGUUAUUUUACAAAUAUACAUGAUGUUUGCCUCUGCAGUUACAGGGAAUUUACACAUAACUAUUUUAUUACAGUCCUUAAUUGUAUUCAUUCAUUUGCCAGGGGUCCUAAUUUGCAUUGUGGCUGAAUACUGUAAAGAUAUGACCCAGACUCAGACCCACUUGAGUGUCAAGGCUGCACGGUGAAAGCAGGUGAACCGGCACCACAAAAGGUGUCUGGACCCCACCUCAGGGUGCAGCUGAGGCCAGUGGGGCCUCGCGCCACAGUACACACACCGAGGGUGGCUGAGGCACUAAUGCAUUCUGCCCCACAGGCAGCUCAUCUGGCCUUUGCCAGGGUUUACGUUUUGGUGGUUGCAGGUGUCUGAGUCAGGGCUAUAAUUUCUGUAUUAGUGGUGCAGCAAACCCCUUCAUUAAGGAAAUGCGUGUUUUCCAUUUUAAAUGCAGUUUGGGCUGCAGGGAACAAGCACCAGGCAGUUUGUUCUCUCACUGGAGUGUGUGGGUAAGGGACCAGCAGUCAGCUGGUGGUUUUAAGCUUAGCCGUGCUGCAUUGGGAACGUGGGAUCAUCCAUGCCCAAAUUGUUGGUUUGGUUGUUGCUUUUAAAUAGUUACUUGAUGAUAUAUUGGGCUGGCAGCGCCUGCGGCGGUGCAGCUCACUCUCAAAUUCCUCCUGUGUAAAUAACAUUGUUCCCAUUCUCUCUGAUAGUCAAAGGAGGCCAAAACAGAUAGAACAAGUGGGGGUUUCUCAAGCUGGGAAUUCUCUGCUAACAGGCUGCUUGCACAGUGCAGUUUAAGGUCUUUCCUUGUGAUUUAUAUAUGCAUUAUAAAUGAUUUUUCAGCUGAGCUUGUGUAUUUGUAAAACUUCGACAUUUGCAGGGUUUGUACCUUGAGAAGCCUGAAACUAAAGCACUAAUAGAGUGUUACAGCUUUGCUGGGAAUUUGAUUAGUGGGAUUAAGCAGAAGCCUUAAUUUAACACCCUUGAAAGAAUUCAAGUAUCAUAAUAAUUACAUGUUUUAUGUGUAUGCAUAUAUGUACAUAUAUAUAUACGUAUACAUGUAUAUAUUAUGGAAACUUAAACAAAUAAUGUAGUAACUGCAUAACUAAGAGUGGGACAAGCAUUUGCUUUCACUUCUUGCCAGAGAAAUAGGAAAAAACAGAUCAGUUCAAAGCUUUCCAAACAUGCAGUGUUUGAGGGCAGUGAGUGAAAGCAGAUCCUACCCAAUGGCUGUAAUUUCUUACACCAGCAAAGACAGCUGUGCUCCUUUUCACACAGCCUAGGUUUUUUCAUUAAAUACACGGCACAUAACAGAUGGCCCCAGAGGGAGCUCGUCAGAGCAGUUUGUACACACGGCAUUGAGUGCAAGGCAGCUGAACCCAGGACCAGUACAACUCCAACUCCUCGGUAUUUUUUGCAGUGUUUUUCAAAUUACAAUUCUUACAAUAUGCUUGGUGGAUUUUGAGAUGUUAAGAAACAAUGCAAGUGUAUCACUAAUCUCGUGUUGUUUGCAGGGAUGUGGAAGAUGCAGUUC